This is a messenger RNA of Lathyrus sativus (Indian pea), 1779 nucleotides long. The record is from the annotation of a GenBank genome assembly. NCBI's taxonomy places the organism in Eukaryota, Viridiplantae, Streptophyta, Magnoliopsida, Fabales, Fabaceae.
AUGGCAUCCUGCAACCUCUCUUCCUGCAACCUUUCUUCCUCCACUUCAAUUUCUUCAUUCCCCUCUAAUGCCGCCCGCAGAAGAACUUCCAACACCGUCGCUCUCACCCGGAAGAACCGGAACCUUAAAGUCUCCGCCAUGGCCAAGGAAUUGCAUUUCAACAAAGAUGGUUCGGCUAUCAGGAAGCUUCAGAAUGGUGUGAACAAGCUUGCGGAUUUGGUUGGUGUUACUCUUGGCCCUAAAGGAAGGAAUGUUGUUCUUGAGAGCAAGUAUGGUUCGCCCAAAAUUGUUAACGAUGGUGUCACUGUUGCUAAAGAGGUUGAGUUGGAGGAUCCGGUUGAGAAUAUCGGUGCCAAAUUGGUGAGACAGGCAGCUGCCAAGACAAACGACUUGGCCGGUGAUGGAACCACUACUUCUGUUGUUUUGGCUCAGGGUCUUAUUGCAGAAGGUGUCAAGGUUGUUGCAGCUGGUGCAAACCCUGUGCUCAUCACACGUGGAAUUGAGAAGACAGCAAAAGCUCUUGUAGCUGAACUUAAACUGAUGUCAAAAGAGGUUGAAGACAGUGAAUUGGCUGAUGUGGCAGCAGUUAGUGCUGGAAACAAUUAUGAAGUAGGAAACAUGAUAGCUGAAGCAUUGAGCAAGGUUGGUAGGAAGGGUGUUGUGACACUAGAGGAGGGAAAGAGUGCUGAAAACAGUCUAUACGUUGUUGAGGGGAUGCAAUUUGAUAGGGGAUAUAUUUCCCCCUACUUUGUUACUGACAGUGAGAAAAUGACUGUUGAAUUUGAAAACUGCAAGUUGCUGUUGGUUGACAAAAAGAUAACCAAUGCAAGGGAUCUCAUUAACAUAUUGGAGGAUGCAAUUAGAAGUGGAUCCCCUAUUUUGAUCAUUGCAGAGGAUAUUGAACAAGAAGCUUUGGCAACUCUUGUUGUGAACAAACUUAGAGGAUCACUGAAGAUUGCAGCACUUAAGGCUCCUGGAUUUGGAGAACGCAAGAGCCAGUACCUUGAUGAUAUUGCAAUCUUAACAGGAGGUACUGUCAUCAGAGAGGAGGUUGGCCUUACCUUAGACAAAGCUGGGAAUGAGGUUCUGGGCACUGCUGCCAAGGUGGUUCUAACCAAAGAUACAACUACAAUCGUUGGUGAUGGAAGUACCCAGGAAGUUGUUAACAAGAGAGUUUCACAAAUUAAGAACCAAAUUGAGGCUGCUGAACAAGAUUAUGAAAAGGAGAAGCUGAACGAAAGGAUUGCAAAGCUGUCUGGUGGCGUGGCUGUCAUACAGGUUGGUGCACAAACUGAGACAGAACUUAAGGAAAAGAAAUUGAGAGUUGAAGACGCCCUUAAUGCUACAAAGGCCGCUGUUGAAGAGGGUAUUGUAGUUGGUGGUGGGUGCACUUUGCUCAGACUUUCAUCAAAGGUGGAUGCAAUCAAGGCUACCCUUGCAAAUGAUGAAGAAAAAGUUGGAGCCGACAUUGUUAAAAGAGCUCUUAGUUACCCUUUGAAAUUAAUAGCAAAAAAUGCCGGUGUAAAUGGCAGUGUUGUUAGUGAGAAGGUUCUGUCAAAUGACAAUACAAGAUUUGGAUAUAAUGCUGCCACUGGUAAAUAUGAAGAUUUAAUGUCUGCAGGGAUCAUUGACCCAACAAAGGUUGUCAGAUGUUGCCUGGAACAUGCGGCCUCUGUUGCCAAAACCUUCUUAAUGUCAGACUGUGUUGUUGUUGAGAUAAAGGAACCCGAAUCUGUAGCUGCUGGCAACCCCAUGGACAAUUCAGGAUAUGGUAUGUAG